UCCGCACAACAUCAACAUCAAGCAAGAUGGCGCUCGUGCAACGAGCCUCUCUCACGUACGUUUGCAUAAUGGCUUUCUUGAUUCUAACUGCAAUUCGCCUGGACCAGAGGCUGGAGUGGAACUGGUUCUUGGUCUUCAUCCCUCUGUGGGUGUUCGACUUUGUCGUGGUCGCUUUGCUCGUCAUCAAACUCAUCAGCCAUUGCCGGGUCGGCUACGACCAGAGCGACAUGUCGCUGUCCUUGGUCAACAAAGUGUGGUUAAUCUGCGUGAUGGGACUGGCACUGACUUUCAAGAUUUUACUGUGUGUCCGGCUUCAGUACGCGGCUGAUAUGGCCCACUACUGGGUCUUUGUACCGCUGUGGUUGAUGCUGGGCUUGUCAGCUGUAAGGCUCAUCCCUUGGACCUCAAAGCUUAGAUGAUGGGAACGUAAACCACAACUCCUAACUGUUAAUCAAGCGGAACCACAACUGACAUUAUGCAAUGCCGCAUGUCCUGCUACACAAGCUUGCUAAAAAUGUCAGGCGUAGGCCCCCCUACUCUAAAUUUGUGUAAAUGUACUGGUGUUUCACGGAGCACUAUGGUGUUGGACAUCAACAUUAUCCACUUGUCUGCUUGUGCAGUAGUACAGAAAGAGCAAACUUAUGCGAGCUUUAGCUUGAGUAACUCCAGCUCAUCAGGAAUUCGACAUUUGGAGUUACUCAAGCCAUGUACAAGUUCAAACGGAAUGGGUCAGGUGCAUUCUUGGAAGAUCUACACAAGCCACCAAUCGAGGGUUCUUCUACAGCCACGUUAGACUUUUGAAGAGCCGUGCCCUGAAGUUCUCCUGGCAAUGAUGUGAUGAAAGCAUCGAGGAGCAGUUGCCAUGACAACGGACGAAAGAAGUGCUGGGAUAAAGUCUCCAUAGACAAGAAACAUUGACAAUGACUUUUACUUAUUGGGAGCCGUCCUUGUUCUUGUUAAUAUCUGACACAGUGUUUUAGUUGUUUCUUAAAAAAAUUUCGUUUCUUAAAAAAAAAAAACCCAAUAAUUUAUAUUUCGUUAAUGAAUUUAAUGAAAGUUUCCAUAGAUUCUCGAUGUUUGAUAUUGUCAAGGUUUUCAGAGUAAAUGACAACUAUUGAUGCAUUACUAACUUUUUUUUGGGGGGGGGGCGUGCUUCAGAUCAAAUUUUUCCCUACUUGAAUGAAAAGAUUUUGUGUUACAAACGUCAGUUCUGGAUGUACAUGUACUAAAUAAUGCCUAAAUAAAAAUAUAAAGUCUGGAGUAAAGUUUAGACAAGUGUCAAUCAAACUUUUUGGACCACAUUAAUUUUAUUGCAUCAAGC
This is a messenger RNA of Patiria miniata (bat star), 1321 nucleotides long. RefSeq names its product transmembrane protein 60-like. Lineage: Eukaryota; Metazoa; Echinodermata; Asteroidea; Valvatida; Asterinidae. The transcript has a single exon. The record is from RefSeq and is a predicted model, not a curated record. Bases 27 to 419 code for a protein of 130 amino acids.